UUAGCUUGUUAUCUCAAACUGAUAUGUCGACCUAAAUUAAAUGAGAAAACGCGCCACGUAUUUAAACAAAUCAGUGAUUGUCCUUCCCACACUUUGCGCGCGCUUCGGCACCCCAAACCGAUAGCAUGGCCAUGGAACAAUUCUCAGCUGUUGCUGAUCAGAUGAGCUCGCGACCGGAACACUGCAACUUUAAACCGAAAACGCUUGAGGACUUACUUAAACUCAAUUUUGAUGAUACGAAAACGGUCGUUACAUCUCAGGCAAACAGUCUGAUUAACGAACUUCUGGUUGAGAUGGUUCUGGAAUUCGCCGCAAGAGCACGCGAGCAAGCCGACGUGGAGAGUGGCCAAAGUGUUUCAGUCGAACAUCUGGAAAAAGUGUUGCCUCAAGCGAUGCUUGACUUUAAUUAAAGUUGGCUUUAAUUGGCCAUUAUAGAGUAACUGGUAUAAUAAGACAUGUUUUUAUACUAUCGUUAUGCUUAAUUUGGCCAUUGUAGGUUAGAUUGUUCCGAUGUUUUGUUGUGCGUCGGAAUCGUGAAAAUAGGUUACAUAAAAUAAACUUAUUUUUA
This is a messenger RNA of Varroa destructor (honeybee mite), 568 nucleotides long. RefSeq names its product centromere protein X-like. Gene Ontology annotation, biological process: kinetochore assembly; replication fork processing; resolution of meiotic recombination intermediates. NCBI's taxonomy places the organism in Eukaryota, Metazoa, Arthropoda, Arachnida, Mesostigmata, Varroidae. The record is from RefSeq and is a predicted model, not a curated record. Gene Ontology annotation, cellular component: Fanconi anaemia nuclear complex; FANCM-MHF complex.